This is a messenger RNA of Spodoptera litura, 8420 nucleotides long. RefSeq lists its product as uncharacterized. The record is from RefSeq and is a predicted model, not a curated record. NCBI's taxonomy places the organism in Eukaryota, Metazoa, Arthropoda, Insecta, Lepidoptera, Noctuidae.
GUUUACGGUGAAAUCAUUUCAAAAUGUGGCGUGGAGUGGUGAUCAUCUAUUUAGUGGCUUUCGUAGCCAUCGAUGGUUUGCCAAACCAUGAAAUCGACAACGCUCGCUACGACAGCUCGUUCCAAGCGAACGGGAGACGACAUCAGAAGGCCAGUGCUUAUGAUGAAGAGAGUACCAGCAGUCUGGAUGUAGACCAAGGCAGGGUGGUACAUACCCAGGCUGGGUCUCAACGGGAGAGGAACAGCGAGGGGGAGAGCGCUUUUGAUGUGAAUCAGAAUAUUAAAGAAGAAAUUUCCAACGACGGUGGAGUGCUAAAGCAUACCAAAUCUAUCUCGGAGUCUCAUGAUGAGAGCCAGAGCUCUCAGGACUCAAGCAGACAGGCCAGUUACUUUGCCCAGGCUACCAGCAACGUUGGGGAUGGUCAUCAAGGUCCCAUAAACCACGGACACGUACACUACAACCCAAGCAUUCCUGCCCAACCUGUAGCACCAAUAGUCCACCCGUUACCCAUCAGACAUUCCGGCCUUACCCAUCUCCCCAACCACCACCAUCACGACGGUAAUCUACGAAACGGAAACGAAUUCUACCAUGACAACCAUGCCCAUUAUGGACAUUCCAGUGAUGCGAAUGGAAACUUCGGUCAUAAUGGAUGGUACGGUAACGGCUACGUGAGUCAUAAUCCUAAUGGAUGGUUCAGACGGUACAUUCCCCAAUCUGGAGUCCAUCCUCACCGUCACUUUGGAUAUCAACCCGUUCCUGGAUACCAGGGUAUAGGCAACGACCAUUUUAAUAGAUUCCAUAACUAUGAAAUUGGAAACCCUAGUUUGGAUGCUAGAAAUCAAGUAAAGUAUGUUCCAGCUAACGGUCAUUAUGGAGGCAGUUCUGGUCAUUCAAAACCUGGUUUAGAUGAAGUACUUAACGCUUUAGGUUAUAACCAUAAAAAGGAUAAACAUAAUGUUCCUGAUAAAAUCAACCACGGCAUGGCUCCUGAUCCAAAUGAUAAUCAAAAUGACGGAACCAAAGUAAACUUUGUUAAUGGUAACGACGAAACUAAUACUGCUAAAGAUGUACCCGUAGCUGGAAACAUUCCCGAACUUGGAACUCCAGAGCACCCAGUAGGUGAUAUUGACCACGUUUUAAGUGCUAUAGAUUACGCACGAGGUCCGAAAAAGCCAGUGAAUUAUGAAACUGAGACUAUACAAUACGUACCAGCUAUAGUGCCAACGGAGUAUAUUAAUAGGCCAGUAAACUACGAUGGUAUUGGUAUAGAAGUGCCCGAUUCUGGAAUAUUAAUUCCAGAGGAUUCGGAAGAAUAUAUUCCAAAUGUGUAUGGAAUUUCACCUGUACGUUACAUUCCGGUCGCUGAAAAUAUACCUGAAUAUGUGAUUCCUAAGCAAAGAAUACGGUACUAUGAAAACGCUGUCCCAUACGUCGGUUCUCCAGUUGUCAUCCCUGAAGAAACAGCUUUUACAAAUGAAAGAUUUGUACCAGAACCUACUGGGUUUAAUGGAUAUGUCAAACCUUAUAAAGGUGAAUUCCAUCCAGAACCUACUUUCGUACCAGAGGUUUCAUACAGUCCAACAUUUGAUAUUAACUCUAACAAAAAGAAGCCUGACGUCAUUGAAAAUACUGUGAUUGAAAAAGAUGGCCGGUCUAUUAACGAUGACGACAUUAUCAUUGAUAGAACAUUUAUUACCAAGGAAAGCACUGAAAACUCACAAGAAACUAACAAAAGAUCUAAACAGAGCACUACCACAAUUAUAAAUAGAACUGGAAAGAAGAACGUGGAUGUCACACCUUUAGACGAUGAUGAUAAUGAUAGUUCUGAUGAUGUUCUUGUUAAGAAACCUGUUCCCAUUACUAAACCUGUUGAAGAUAAUAAAAAUCAUGACAAAGAACCUAAAACUCCAAUAUCCAUAGAUAAAGUAACUAACAAAAUCAAGAAACCACCAGUACCGAUUCAGAAAAACAUUUAUCCACCAAGAAAUGUAAUUCACAAGAAAAUAGAUGCAGCUCCAACGGCAAUUGACAAAUUUUCGGAUGCGCCUGAAAAACCUGGUACUGACAAAACUGUUGAAAAAUCAGAAAAUGAUGUUAUAAAUCAAAAUAGUGACUUACCAUACGCUGUUGAAACGAAACCUGUAGUUGAUGGUACAAAACCGAAAACCACUGAUGAUACGGAUAAUCCCACUGAUUUGGUAAAACCCACACCAGUAGUCAAAGGAAUUCCUGAAAAGAAGAAAACUCAUAUCAUCAGAACUCCUUCAGGAGUAAUUCUUCAUGCUCAUGACAUACCCAUAGAUGAAGACGUAACUCCAAAACCCGCUGUAAAAGAUGGCAACAAAGACAAGAUAGUUAAAAGAAAACCAAUUACAAAGCCAUACAUCUAUACACCGAAAAAAGAUAAAGAUGUAGACCAAAAUGUUCAUGGAUAUAAUCCCGCUCAAGAAGAAAGAGACGCAACUACAGCUAAAGUUGAGAAUGUAAAUCCAACUACUCAAAAACCCAUUCCACAAAUCGGCAAACCUAUUCCAAGAAUUCCUAGAAUUCCUAAAGUACCAGGUGAGUACAUUGAUAAAACCAGACAACCGAAAAAACUUGAUGAUAUAAAACCUGUAGAAGAUAUAAACCAAAAACCUUUACCUAAAGAACCAGUUACUACUAUUGCUCCUAAGACUACGACUAAAAAGGAAGAUGAUACACCUACCAUAAAACCAACGCUCAAAACGAUUAAAAACUCUGAAUCGCAAAACGACAGCCAAGAUAACGAUGAAGAUGAUGAAUAUUACAAAAUAAUAAAAUCAUAUACCGAAGAAGAAGAAGAAGAAAGUAGUAGUAGUCAAAAUAGUAGAACUGAGACUAGAACCAAAAGGAUUUUGAGACACAAGAACCGUAAACCUGGUGAUUUAAGUGACGAUAAUGAGACAGUUGAAAAUAACGGUAAUGAUAAUGACAGAUCAGUUAUCCGUGAACAAACUACAAAAAAACCGCGCAAGAAAUUUACUUUCAAAGUUGUUGGAGAAAGCAAUGAUGAAUCUGAGGAUAGUGAUGAUGAAGAAGAUUAUUUAGAAAAUAAUAAAAACGCUCCAUCUACUGAAACCCCAAACAAGAAUCAACCGAUAAAGCCUGUUAUUGAAAACAAGAAAAAUAAUCAAAAACCAAACGCAUUAGAUAACAGUACCGAUAAAAACAUUGACAAGAGUACCGUUACAACUGAGAAGACCAUUGGACUGACUACUACCACAAAGAAACCAGAUGUUACAGAGAAACCGUCAGUUAAAAACGUUGAUAAAGUACAAGAUAAAAAGCCUAUCAAAGGUAUCAAUACUCCCAAUGAAAAGAAAAGUGAAGACACAACUCCUAAACCUGACUCUAAAGAAAUAAAACACGAUAAUAAACCCUCUAUUAUUAGAAAGAAACCGAAUAAAGAUGUAAAACCGAAAAAAGAUGUAGAUUCAGAUGACGAUGAAGAAUUCGUGUCUAUAACUACAGAAGAUUCUGAAGAUUCAAUAUUAAAUAACAAACAACAUAGAACUACAACUGAAACUGAAGAAAUUAUAAGGAAUGGUCAGAAAAAACCAGUAAAGGAACCAAAAACAUCCAUACCAGAAUCUAACGAAAUUAGUGAUGAGGAAACACCAGAUAGUAAAACUGCUGAGAAACCAAGCUCUAACAACAAAGACGGUAGUAACAAACCAGUUACUGAAAAAUCCGCCAACGGAAACAAACCAAACUCAGGAAACAAAGACGAAUUACCAGAAAACAAAACUCCCAUCAGUGACAAAAAGCCAGAUACUAAAAACCCACAAAACGACAAACAACCAAAUGAACCAAGCACUGGUAAUACUGAUAAACCAAUUACCACAACUGACAGAACUGAAACGAACGACAAAUACCCUAAAAAUGGACCAGGAACUGAAAAGAAGCCUGAACCUAAAUCGGACACAACAGAAACACCAACAACUGAAAUUAAUAAAUACAAAAAACCUAGCACUAAUUCUCCCGACUCUGAACAAACACCAAAUAUUGAAAAGGACAACAAACCUAACACAUCAACGAAAAAGCCAGAACCAGUUAAUACUGGCAGCAAAAAACCAACUAAAAAAGAAGAAAAACCUACUGGAAAAGUGCCUAUACCAAUUAUCAAAGGAGAUAAUAAACCAAUUCGAAAACUACCUGUUAUAAUCAAGGGAGAUAAACCAAUUAGAAAAGUGCCUGUCAGACCAGAUUUAAUCAAGCCACCAGUAAGUCGUCCAUUAGAUGAUGAACCAAGUUUUGAAGAAUGUGAUAGCAUGGAAGAUUGGGAAGACGAGGAAAACGAUAAAAGUAAUGAAAAAGAAAGCACUACUGAUAAAACGAAGAAACCAGUUACUGAAAAUGAGGACAAUGAAAAAGCACCAGAUUCCAAAAAGGUGACUCCAAAACCAAACAGUAGUACUACAACUGAAAAGAUUGAUGUAACCAGGAAAACACCAACGGAAUCUAGUAAAGUACCAAACACCACAGUAACACCUAAAGAUAAACAACCAGACACUACAGAUAAACCGAAAGAUCAAAAACCAGAAACUAGUGAUUCUGAUAAAGACAAGAAACCGCGCACUGACAAUGAUAAAAAUCCAAAAGUAAAUGAUAAUAAAGACAAUAAACCAAAGACCACAACUGAAAAACAAACAAAUAGUCCAGCUGUAACAGAUACUACACCAGCUACGGUAACUACAGAAAAAUCUGCGAAUACCGAAAAACCUAAACGCUUCAGAGAUUGUGAUUACUUCGGUGAUGUUGAUUGUGAAGAUUAUGAUGACGACGAUGAUAAUAAGGACAGUAAAACUAAAGCAAAUACUACUGAGUAUCCUGAAAAAGAUGUUGACAUUGAGAUUGAAGAAGAUGUAAUAAUUGAAGACGAUGGUGUAGACUCAUCUGAAAAUAAUGAUGACACUGAGGAAUCGGACGAAACUGUCAGUGAUGAAGAUGUUAGCACUGAAGACUUAGAUGAAGAUAUACAAGAAGACAGCAAAAAACCAAAUCAAGAAGAAAAACCAGAUGCUAAAAAUACUACCAAAAAUAAACCUGAUGACAAAUCUACUGCAACUACUGUUAAGCCAGACACUGUAACUACUGAAAUGAAUAAAAAACCCAAUGAAAAUUCUUCUGAAAAUAAAGAUAAGCCCGAUAAAAACCAGAAACCUAUAAAAAACACUAAGCAACCCAUUGGCAGUAACGAUAAACCAUCUGAUAACGGCAAGAAACCAAUUGAAGAUAAACCUAAUGAAAAUGGUGAAAAACCAACAAACAAUACUGAUCAAACAAUUGAAAAUAAGAAGCCUACUAAGGAUGACAAGAAACCAUCUGAAAAUAAAGAUAAACCAAAUGACAGCAAUAAAACACCAUCUGACAAUACGAAGAAACCAAAUGGAAAUGAGAAACCUUCUGAAGAUGAUAAGAAACCAUCGGAAAAUAAUGGCAAUUCAAAUGACAGUACUACUAAACCAACUGGUAAUAAAAGUUCAGAAAAGAAACCGGGUGAAGGCAACCAGAAACCGUCUGAAAAUAAUAACAAACCUACUGACGAUAGUGACAAACCAAAUGUUAAUAUCACUGAAAAACCAUCUGCACAAAUACCAGAUGAUGAGAGUGUUGAAGAACAAAACGCACCAGAUGAUGGCAUUGAUUCUGAAGAUAUUGUAGAAAUCGAAGAAUUGUUUGAAGAUGAUGAAUUCGAAGCUGACUCUGAAAGUGUAGAAACAACUACUGAAAAGAAACCAGUCAAUGAUGAGCACACUGACAAACCGAAACCUAAAAUCGACGAUUGUGACUAUUUCGGUGAUGUAGACUGUGAAGAUUAUAAUGACGACGACAGUGAAAAUUUGACUUAUAAAAAAACUGAACAAGACGAUAUAACCAAACCAAAUGACACUAAGAAGAAACCUGAACCCAACAACAGUGACAACAAUGCCAAUAAACCAGUCAUUCAGCAACCAGGAUCGAAGAAACCUGGCGACAAUAAAAAGCCAGAUGCUAGUGAUGAUGGAAAAGAUGAUAUUGAACUAAAUGAAAAACCAAGCAUACAGCCAGAUGAUGGUUCUGAUGAUAAUAUACCAGAUGCCAAAAAGCCAAAGGACAAUAAUGAUGCUGAAAAACCGAAGUCUGAUAAGAAACCAGACCCAAAAGUUGUUGAUAAUAAAGAUACUACUGAAAAAUCAAAAACAGAUACUGAUAAGACUAAUGACAAAACUACAGGCGUUAAAACACCAACAAAAAACAAAGAACCUGACACCAGAAAUGUCAACAAGAAGCCAAAAACGGAUACUGAUGAAAGUAACGAUGAAAAACCAGAAGCCAAAGAUGCAAAAGGUUCUGACCAACCAGAUGCCAAACCAAAUACAGAUAUUGACAAAAAUCCAAAAUCCAAAAGCAUCGAUCAAUAUGGAAAGGACACCACUGAAAAGCCAGAAAAGGCGACUGACAAGCAACCAGCUAGUGAAAAUACUGACCAGAAACCAGAUACAAAAACUAUUGAUAAGGAUGGAAAUAAAGGCAAGACGCCAAACACAGAAGAUUCUGGUAGAGACAAAAAGCCAGAGAAUAAAGAGAAGACACCAGUGGAACAGAAUCCUGAUGAAGAUAUUGAUGUUGCAAAAAAACCAGAAACGAAAACCACUGAUGAUAAUAAGAACAAUGAACCCGAACCUGAAAAAAAUGAUAAAACGCCAAAUUCUCAAACAUCAAACAAUCAAAACAGUAACAAAAUACCUGACACUCAGCCCAAAAACGGUGAUAAAAAGCCGGUUUCUGAUAAUACACCAAAAGAUAAACCUAUCGAAGCAAAUACUGACAAAAAACCUGACAGUGAGAAUACUCAUAAAAAUCCAGACAGUAAUGACACUGACAACAAAACUCCCGACACUAAACCUAAGACUAAUGAGAAAACACCAGAUUCUAAACCUACUGACAAUGACAGGAAACCAGACAAAGAUAAUAAAGAUACUAACAAAAAGCCAAUUGAUAAACCUACUAACAAUAACGAAAAACUCGAUUCUAAAGACACUGUUAAACCAGACAACAAACCAACUGAAACUGACAAAAACCCAGCGACUAAAAACCCAGAAUCUAAAACCACUGACCAAAAUACUGACAAAAAACCAUCAGACAAACCUACUACUAACAAUGACAAACCAGCCACUAAAACUACAACUCCUGACCAACCCAAAGACACGAAGACCCCUGACAAUGAUAAGGAUAAAAAACCUAAAGACGCUAAGACAAUUGAUGAUGAAAAACCAUCUACUGAUAGUGAUAAACCCAUAAUUGGUGACAAAGACAAUGCCGACAAAGUUAAAGCUGGAAAAGACAAAGAUACUAAAGAUCAAACUCAAGACACAGACCUAACAAUCCAACGCAAAGUAGUUAACAGCAUGGAUGAAGUUUUAAAAUACAAGAACCAUGAAGGCUUCACAUUCAAAGCUUGCGAUGAAGUUGAGAACAGCGAUGAAUCUUCAUCUAAAAAUAAAAAUAAACAAAUAAAACUAACUAAAUUCAUAAGAACUAAAAAGCAUGUGACUAAAAAACCUAAUGCUGAUGACAAAGACGUUACCGAAAGACCAGAAACAGACAAAAGACCGACUAAAAGACCUAUAUAUAGAAGUAAGUUAGCAAAAAUAAUUAUAAGAAUACUUACAAAAUCAAAAAAAGGUAAAACACCAAUCAAUAAUGACAAUAAUGUUACAGGGAAUGGCCCGAAAGACACCAAACUUAGUCCAAAUUCUGAUAAAACCCAACAAAUAUGGCUCACAGAAGGAAACAGAAUAAUAUUAAGAAGAAGCGUUGAAGAUAUACAAGAAAAAGAAUUAAGAUGUUUCGAGGAACUCUUCCGUUCUGAUGGAACUGUACCUUUAGAUGAAGAAGUAAUAGCUAACACUGAUGAUUCUGAUGUUAUAGAAGAAGAAAGUGAUGAUGAAGAUUCUGUAGAUAGAGCGCCUUUAGAAGACAUUCCUGAUAAUGAUGAUUCAGACGGCAUCGUACCGUUGGAAGAAGAUUUAACUAACAAUGAAUCUUCGAACAAUGAUGAAGGAAGCGAUGAUAGUGAAUCUAAUUCAGAAGGUAAUGAAGAAGAGUCUUCUGAUGCUGAACUAACAGAAGCUUCUGGUCUAACUCCUGUUCAACAGAGGAUUGCGAGUAGAAGAAUAAUGCGGUUUAGAAAAUCCUAAGCGUAAAUCGUAAAUAUUUGUAUCAUAAUUUUUUUAAGGCUUACUGUUUGCAACUGUUAUAACGCUGUAACUCGACUAUCGUAUCUAGGUAUUGUUUUACUUGCUCGGCAUUUUUCGUAGAUGUUAAUGCAAGUGCGACUCAGGCAAGGGGUCUCGGGUUCGAUUCCCGGGUCGUGCAAAGUAUUAUUGAGUUUUUUUAAAUCUCUGUAGUAGCAC